Ophidiomyces ophidiicola is the source of this 783-nucleotide messenger RNA. RefSeq lists its product as uncharacterized. The transcript has a single exon. Lineage: Eukaryota; Fungi; Ascomycota; Eurotiomycetes; Onygenales; Onygenaceae. The record is from RefSeq and is a predicted model, not a curated record. Bases 1 to 783 code for a protein of 260 amino acids.
AUGGGCACUCGGAGUCUCAUUUGUGUCUGGUACAAGGGUCGCUUUGUUAUUGCCCAGUACACUCAGUUCGAUGGGUACCCAGAGGGCCAGGGGGGGCACAUUUUGCGUUUUCUGUUGGCCGCCGGCAAUGUGGAGCGCUUAAAGGCUGGUCUCGAACAUGUCAAAGUCAUCAGUGACAAGGAGCUGCGGCAAAUUCAAGAGAAAGUCCAGCAGGAUAGCAGGGCCAAGAAAAAUGCUGGAGAUCAGGCUACAACAUAUGACAGGAUGAGCGGGGAGAGCGAGAUGGAUCGCCUGUUCCCUUCUCUCUCCCGCCUGACGGGCGGGGGCAUCCUAGCCGUCGUUGCCGAAGCCACCGCCGAAAAGACCAUCCCCAUCCUCAUGGAUUUGAGAUUUGCCAAUGACUCCUUGUUCUGCGAGUGGGCCUACUGUGUUGAUCUUGAUGCCGGGGUUUUUGAAGUAUUUGGAGGGGGCUGUUCCAAGGAAAGCUCCGGCAGCACACGGUUUCAGGAUGUUGGAGGACCAGAGGAGCCUGUCCCGACUUUCAUUAAAAGCUUCCCCCUUGACAAACUUCCCAAGAAUCAAGACGUGCUUGUUCGGACUUUAAACAAGGCUAUUGAUGCGCUGCAUCGGGGACGAAGGGGCGAUGGUGAUCUUGAUGAUGACGAGAUGGAGGAAGAAGAGGAAGACGAUGAGGAGGAUGAUGGUGAAGAAGAAGGGGACUUGAAGGAGGGGAGUGACAAGACUGCUGCAGAUGCCUCGGGAGAAAAAAUAGCAACAUAUUGA